Rubroshorea leprosula is the source of this 871-nucleotide messenger RNA. The record is from the annotation of a GenBank genome assembly. NCBI's taxonomy places the organism in Eukaryota, Viridiplantae, Streptophyta, Magnoliopsida, Malvales, Dipterocarpaceae.
AUAAAUUAAAUGAAUUUAAAUGAAAUUAACUAUCAUUUCUUCAUCUUCUUCUUUCUUCUCAUCCUCAUCCUUGCCAUUCUCUUUGCCAUCCUCUUCAUCCUCCUCUUUAUAAUCCCUCUUCAUCAUCCUUCUUCAUCAUCCCUCUUGCAACCCAGUUGUUGGGUUCCACGAGGAACCCAGCAACUUAGGGUUGAGAGUAGAGGCGACAGGUUUCCUCCUUAGGGUUUCUCUCCAGCAUAGGAGUUCCUUCUCCCCUCCUUUCUUCUUAUCCUCACCUUGCUCUUCGAUCUCUCCUUCACCUUUGUCAACUGUCUUGCUUUGGAAACUUCAGCCCAAGGGAUCACAAGGCAGCAACAUAUUCAGAUCUACAUCUAUGGUUAAUUUUUGGCACAUCUUCUCGGAUGGGUUCUUGGUGAAAGUUGAAUUCGGCAACGUUUGUUCAUACCAAUUUUAGAUUAAGUAGUUGAAUAUGAAAGGAAAAGGAUGUCAUGGGUGUCGGUGAUUACAGUCUGCGCGAGAAGUAUGAUAUUCAAACCAACAAAGGGGCUCUAGAUCCCUCAAUAGGGUGGCAACUUGUAGGUUGGGGACUAUUGUUGUCGAAAUCCCUGCUCUCCCCAUGAAGCUGGUUAAAUAGCCCUAUUUAGCUAUUACAGCGAUUGUAUUUGCAAUUUCUAGUUACAGAUGACUCUCUUUACUUAAUUAUCUAUAUUUAUCAUAAGUAUAGUUUAAAUUUAUUACUAGUACUGUAAGUUAUGCUUCUAAUUUUCUUGUUUAGCUACAAUGCCUUUUAAGUUAUAUGCCUGUGAUGGAGAUUGGUUCUGUAUUUCUUAUUAGUUAAUGUAAUUUUUUUUUAUAAAAAAAAGUAAAUUUU